AUGGCCGAACUGCCGCAGCCAGAGCCUCAAGAGGUCGUGCUCAGAAUAGCACUUCCCUCUUCGUUGGGCCAGAAAAUCGAGUAUGUGGAAACCCACCAUACUUUGCAGGACACCGUCAGUGACAUCAAGGAAGCCUUGGCUGCAAGCUCUAUGUUGAGCCAAUUGACGAACUUUAGUUUGUUUUAUGGCGAGGUGAAUGUGACGGAUGAGUUUGAUGAUUUUGCGGUGUUGGAAGAGGUUUUCAAUGCUCCAGGCAAGUUUGAGCUUCAGUUGAGUGAGAGAGCUUACUCUUUGAAAGAGGUGUAUGAUCACCUUCUUAGGUUUAGAGAGAGUAUUGGUAUGAACUUCUUCGACCAUGCUGCUCGUUCGCAGGGUAUUGGCGCUGGUAGCGUGAAAUUUAACCGCUUGGGCUUGGGCGAAGUGAAGAAGAACGAAGAGAAGGAGGAAGUGAAGGAAGAGAAGAAGGACGAUGAGCCUGAAACUACCGAGGUCACCGAAAAGGAGAAGGCUGAUAUCAAGGCUAUUGUGGAAAAGCUUAUUGAGCCAAGAGAGACCAACAUCGUCAAGUUUGCAUCUGCAGACUCUGUUCUUAGCUCUUGGAAGCUUCCAGUCAAGUCUCUUACUUUGUCGCAGUGGACUGUUCCACAGCUCCAGAAGGCCAAGGGCGAUUUGCUUUACCUUACUUUGACUACUUUAGAGAGCGAGACUUUCUCCAUCACUUGUCAUGCUUCAGGCUUUUUUGUCAACCGUUUGUCCAACGCCAACUUUGACCCAUCGUUGAAGAUCAAUGAAAAGGGUGCUUUCCACCGUGAGUACAUUUUCCACAACUUGGUUGCCGCCUUGUCGCCUAAGUUCACUGCCACCAUCGAGGAGAACAAGCAAGCUAUCUCUAAAGGUUCUCAGUUUGCUGAGAGUUACUUGAUUCCUUCUCAGGCUUCCAUUACAUACCCAUGGGCAGUCACCGACACUCAAGUGAAGAACUCCAUUGUUCCAGACUACUUCCGCUCCCAGCUUCCCGUGAUUUCCAACGGUGUGGACGGCGCUGAUUACGUCAAGGACUGGAACGAGGAGUACCAGGGCAUUAAGGAGUUCUCCAAGGACUCUUUCAGCGAGCGUUUGCUUAGAGAGAAGUUGCUCAACAAGUACAUCCAAGAGUUCAGUCAGAUCUCUGCCUCCACCGCUGUGGAGAUUCUUAGAGGCAACAUUCCUCCUUUGAAUCCUGGCGAGGCCAAGGAUGACCAUAUCUUCUUGAGAAACAACAUUUCUAUAGUUUCGGUGUCAAUGCUACCGGCUGCUCGUUACUGUUUCGGUAAAGAUUUGGCUACCGUCAAGCUUUUGAACAGACUUGAUGUUCAGGGCGUCAGCAACUUGCUUACUUGUAUUGUUGACUAUUUGGGCCAAAGAGUUGUCUGUCAGGCUCCAGUUCCUGGUGUGUUUGCUGACCAAACUGACGAGAACGGUGAACUGAUUGACAAGAUUGUUCAGGGCUACUCUCACGACAACAAUGUCAUCCAUACUUCUGAAGAGUUUAACAACGUUUUGAAGCCUAUUGGUGAAGCUUUCCACUUGAAGUCGCAUAACGUCAAGUUGGCUUCUGGCGCCAGCACCGAGCAAGAGAUUGCCCUUUCCAAGGAUGCUAAGUGUAUCGUUGGUACUGACCACAGAAAGUACGUUAUCGACUUGUACAGAACGACUCCAUUGGAUAUUGAGUUCUUGGACGCUCACUAUGACGGUUCUGAAACCUCUUACCCUCACAAGGAGGCUUCCUUGAGACACGAUGCUGUCGAGGAAUGGUACAAGAGAAAGGCUGCUGCUUUGUUCAAGGUGGAAACCGAGAGAUUGGACAAGGAAGGAAAGCUUGAGGGUGACGAGAAGCCUCAGGUUGCUAUUCCAGUUGAUCAGAUUGUUCUCAACCCAGACACCUUCACUGGUGUUGACGAGCUGAAAUCUGACCAGGAUGACGUCAGAGAAGUGUCCUCCUUCAUCAAGAAGCAGUUAAUUCCAGAGUUUUUGGACGAUGUGACCAAGAACCUGGUGCCAUUCGAUGGUGCCCACUUGACUGCUCUCAUGCACCGUUUGGGUAUCAACAUGAGAUACUUAGGCUACAUCACUGAAGAGUCGGUUAAGAGAGUUGAGCAGUUCGAGAAGGAGAAUGAAGAGUCUAUUAAGACCAACGAGGCUGAGAUCGCCAAGAAGGCCGAGGAGGAGAAGAACAAGACUGACGAGGAAAAGAAGGAGGAAGAAGAGAAGAAGAAGAACGAAGAGGAGAAGGAAGAGGAAAAGAAACAGUCUACUGCCAAGCUUGUCCCUGUCAGAGCAAACAUGGUUGCUCUUCAAGAACUCGCUGUUCAAGAGAUGAUUGUCAGAUCUGCCAAGCACGUUAUCCGUAAACUUGGUAAGAACGUUCCUUUCCUUUUGAAGCCAUACUUCAUCGCUCACUUCCACAACUGUUUGUUGGGCCAGGGCGUGAACAAGACUCCAGAGGUCGAAAUUGAUGCUUCUCUCAAGCCAUUGUUCUCCAAGACUGAAACUGCCUUUACUUCUCUCACUCCAGAAGAUGUUAUCAAGGCAGUUGAGAAGGAAGUCUUCUCUCGUUUCAGAUACUCGCUUUCUUCCAACUGGGCCGACCAGAUCAAGCCAUUGAGCUUGAUGAGAGAGAUUGCCAUCAAGGUUGGUAUCCAAUGGAAGGCACAGCCAUACGUCUUCACCAAGGAGGAGUUCGAAGCUAGACCUCUGACUGCUGCCACUGAAACUGACGUGUCUUCUGUUGACUUCAAGUCAAGAAGAAAGGGUAAGGGUAAGGGCCACAAGCGUCAAGAGAAGACUGCUGAGGUGUCUGCUCCUGUCCAGCGUACCAGUGUUUUUGUUGCUGACGAUGUCGUGGACAUUGUUCCUGUUAUCAAGGACGCCAGCUACAGAUGUUCUAUGGUUGAUGAGGUUUAUGAAACAGCCAAGAGCCACCUCAACAAGGGAGACGUCGAAGUUGGUACUACUCUCAUGACCGAGUUGAUUUCCUUCUACCAGCAAAUUUACGGAUCUGUGAACAGCGAGAUUUCGUCUCUUUACUCCACCUUGGCUCAGUUCUACGCUGAAAGAAAUAUGACUGGUGAAGCAUCUAUUGCAGCACGUAAGGCUAUUAUUUUGAACGAGAGAAUCCACGGUACCGACAGCUACGAGACCGUCAACUCGUACAUCAAGGCUUCUUUCUUUGACAGUCUCAACAAGGACCAUGCCAGCGCUUUCGCUCUUAACGCUCGUGCCCUCGAGUUGUGGGAAGAGAUCUACGGUCCUAACCACCCUAACGGUGUCAGCACCUUGACCAAUUUUGCUGCUAUUUUGCAAGAAAUGAAGCUUUCUAAGGAGGCCAGCAAGCUUUUCGGCCAUGCCAUCGAGGUUUCCGAGAAGUUGAACGGUGAGGUUUCUGAUAUCACUGCUCUUAUCAGACACCGUUACGCCAUCUCUUUGGUUCACUUGGGCAACUACAAGGGUGCACAGGACGAGUUUGCAAAGGCCGGUGAUGUCUUCAGCAAGCUUGUGGGACCAGACGAUGCUCUUGCCAAGGAGUGUCUGAACUUCGUUACCCAGAUCAAGACCUAUGUGGCUUACAAUGAACACCAGGCUGCCGAACAAAGAAAGCAGCAGAAUGGUAAAGCUAAGGUUCCUGCCAAACCUAAGGUUCAACAGCCACAACCAGCUCAGAAGACCAAGGGUGGUAAGAAGAACCAGCCUACAGUUUCUGAUCCUUCCAUCGCUUCGAAGUCUGUGGACGAGAUCUUGCAGUUCAUUGAAGGCAACAAAAAGAGCCUGAAGAAGAACAAGAAGAAGAACUAG
This is a messenger RNA of Candidozyma haemuli, 3831 nucleotides long. Its product is annotated as translation initiation factor 3 subunit. The record is from RefSeq and is a predicted model, not a curated record. Gene Ontology annotation, molecular function: protein binding; mRNA binding. Gene Ontology annotation, cellular component: cytoplasm. Bases 1 to 3831 code for a protein of 1276 amino acids. Gene Ontology annotation, biological process: intracellular distribution of mitochondria. The transcript is spliced from 2 exons. NCBI's taxonomy places the organism in Eukaryota, Fungi, Ascomycota, Pichiomycetes, Serinales, Metschnikowiaceae.